AUGUACAACGCAGUCCAUCCGCAAGAGGCACCUCAACAGAUGCCCCAGAUCCGCGCGAUGGGCUCGGUGGCCUCCCCGAUCCUCCUCCCAAUCUCGGCGACUGGGCCUGUGCCCCUAAGCCUCACACUCGCCAGCGACAACCUUUCCCCUAACGCCUCGUCGGCCUUCAGCAUGAUCCCAAUAUCCAUGGACGUUGAGGAGGGCGCUCCCCAGCCGGAGUUCAGGGAUAUCCAGCCCUGGGACUUAAAACACCCCGUCGCCGUCUAUGCAAACAGAGACGGCAAGCAGCUCCCCGUCUUCUAUGACGCCGCAACGCAAGAAUACUACCUCUUCACAAUCGAGGGCGCAGUGUUACUACAUAAGACGCCUACAAUAACGAUCAAGAAAAGGCAAGCCCGCCAAGUCCUCGGCCGGAUUUCCUAUUCCCAAAUUCGGAGAAUCACUGAAACCGAGCUUGCGGAGAGUAUCAUGAAGGGCAUAGAUCUUCCUCUCUCAAGCUCGCCGUUGGUGGAUAGUGUUUCGCUUUUAAGAAAUGCCAUGCAUGACUCAAUCAUCGUUACGAGGAAUAGUCGGCCUACUACGUUCUUCCGGUUCUGGGAGGAUAAGGAUGUUAGGGACUCAGGUACUUUGGGCUCAGACAGCUUGUUGAUGUAUCUGAGGCCGUCGAUGGAUGGACUUGUUGGGCAUAGAUGUGAUGCAUUGUGGCAUUGCGGGAAUAAUGUCAUCUACUGCUCCAAAUGCACCUCCUACCGUUUACCCUCCACCUGUCCUACAUCUGGGGACGCAGACAAAGCCGAUAACACGCUAACCUUUGGCCCACCCAUUCCGGUGGGCCGAGUAACAGUAGGAGUCCAUAUCACCCGCAAAAUAUUUGACGGGUGUCUCCGACCAGAUAAGAAGGGUCUCAAUAUCCCUCAUGCAUACCAGACUCUCUCCAAGAUCUUUCACAAGCCUACUAUUGAUUCUAUCCCAAUACCACAGACUUAUAUGGUUUCGAAUUUGCUCAAGGAUAGUCUGUUCGUUGUUGCCGAUAUGUUCCCGAAGACUGCGGCUGAAAGCUGGGCAGAUUACUUUGAUGUUGGUGGUGAGCAUGCACAGCAGGGGAUGUCCGGCAUGACAAAUGCUGCGGUGGGUGUAACAGCCGGCAGCGCGAUUAUUGGGACAGGUGCGAUGGUUGGCUUGAGAAUUGCGGAGGUAGUGGGGGUGUAA
Aspergillus nidulans FGSC A4 is the source of this 1209-nucleotide messenger RNA. RefSeq lists its product as uncharacterized. The transcript is spliced from 2 exons. Bases 1 to 1209 code for a protein of 402 amino acids. The record is from RefSeq and is a predicted model, not a curated record. Lineage: Eukaryota; Fungi; Ascomycota; Eurotiomycetes; Eurotiales; Aspergillaceae.